This is a messenger RNA of Trichomonas vaginalis G3, 2082 nucleotides long. RefSeq names its product leucine-rich repeats (6 copies)-containing protein. Lineage: Eukaryota; Parabasalia; Trichomonadida; Trichomonadidae. The record is from RefSeq and is a predicted model, not a curated record. The transcript has a single exon. The coding region runs from base 1 to 2082 and encodes 693 amino acids.
AUGUAUUCAAAUGUAAUUAAUAUCACUACUCCAAGAACAUUAAGCUCUAUUGGUUCUUAUGCAUUUUCAUAUUGCCCUGCACAAUUCAUUGAACUAUGGGACGGAGUGAGUACUAUAAGUAAUUACGCUUUCCAAUAUAGUAAUAUAACUAAUAUAACAAUUCCUAGUGGAGUUUCUGAACUAGGAUACAUGGCUUUUUAUAGAAGCACUUUACAAUCAAUUACAUUCAAGGGCCCAACUUCAUUUCGAGAAUAUGCAUUUUCAUAUACUCCACUUCAACAACUUGAAAUAAUUAACGGUGUAACAUAUUUAUAUAGUUAUUCUCUCGCGUACACAAACUUGACCGAAUUAAUAAUACCAAAUUCAGUAACUUCUAUUGGAGAAUUUGCAUUCCAUUAUAGUAAAUUGCCAAACAUUACAUUACCAAAUCAAUAUACAUAUAUUCGUGAAUCAACAUUUGAAAAUGCUGGUAUCAAAUACUACACAAUUACAUCAAACAUUACUUACGUUGGCAAGUAUGCAUUCAAAAAUAGUCGUGUUCUUAACAUAUCUUUACCAAAUUCAGUUACAUACUUUGGUGAAAACGUAUUCGAAGGUUCUGAUAUCGAAUACAUUAUUUUUCCAGAAGGAAUCAAUAAAAUCCCUAUUAACACUUUUAAGAAUUCUCAAUUGAAAUAUGUAAAGAUACCAGAAACAGUUUUUGAAAUAGACGAUUAUGCAUUCUGGGGAGUUCCAAUGGAGGAUGUGAAUAUUUCUAAUUCAGUCAAUAAAAUCUAUGAUAUGGUGUUUGCAUAUUCAAAUUUAUCUCACAUAACUCUUGGAAAGAAUUUAAGUGGAAUGGAGCAAUUAGUUUUUACUCAUACCCCAUUGAAAGUUUUGGUUUUAAACGAAAACUUCAGUUAUUUCAAUAAUUCAGCUUUGGCUGUAUCAAAUAUUACUAAUGUAACUUUAUCAUUGAAUAUUAGUGAGAUUGGCAGUUACACGUUUAGUGAUACAAAGCUUGAAUUUAUUAACAUUCCUGAAGGUGCCACAACGAUCUAUGAUGGAUCAUUUGCUAACAGCUCUCUAAAAUAUAUCGAUAUGGCAUCAACAGUUGAAUCAAUUGAAAGUCACGCAUUUUUCAAUUCCACAUUAGAGGCAAUAUUUAUUAAAGAGGGAACCAAGUACAUUCAUAGUUAUGCAUUUGCUGGUACAAAAAUAAAGAGUAUUGAGUUACCACAUACUUUACUGAGUAUUGGAUCUUAUGCUUUUCAAGGUGCUCCAUGUGAAAACAUUACUUUCUAUGAACAAUUUAGCGAUGUUGGAAGUUAUGCAUUUACAGGUAGCAAUGUCAAACAUGUGAUUUUCUACAAUGUUAAUUCUAUUGGAAGUAUGGCAUUCUAUGAUUCUGCCAUUGAAACAAUCAAGUUCCCCGAAACAGCAUCUCUAAGUAUUGGUUACGGAUCCUUCAUGAAUUGCGAGUUACCUGAUAUUAUUCUUCCGAAAGGAACAACAUCAAUUGGAAAAUUUGCAUUUAGAGGCAUAAACUUAGAGAAAUUAUUCUUGCCUUCAUCACUUUGGUUGGGACAUAAUUGGUCUUACGUAGGAUGCCAAAUUGAGAGUGUUAUUCUAGAAGAAGGUAUAACAAGAAUCCCAGAUUAUUAUUUCAACCUGGGAGAUUUUUAUUCAUUUUCUAUUCCAUCAACGGUUAGAUACAUUGGAGAAUAUGCAUUCUUGUCAUCAUGGAUGAAUGAAAUAACUAUUCCUGCAGGAUGCAAUGUUUCACGAUAUGCAUUCAAAGAUUGUAAAGCAUUGAACAAAAUAACGAUCGGUGCAAAUUGUAUAAUCAAUAAAGAUUCGUUUAAUCUAUGCAAUAACACAAAGAUAGUUCAAGUUGGAGAGAACAUUGACUUCAAAGACAUGGCAUUUGGAGAUCUUGCAAAUAUCAGUUUAAUUUACACAGGAACAAAUGACAUCACUGAUCAAAUGACAAUAGAUAACUAUAAGCAGAUUGCAGCAAAUGUCACAGUUCCAUGCAGCUAUUCAUCCCCCACAUUUUGUGGAAUUAAUGUUAUCAAGAAAGAUGAAUGUUCAGAAUUAUAA